UUUUCCCCCUAUUGUUUCCCCGCCCAAUUUUGCGAUCGUACCUCCACUUCAAAACUCUCUCUUCUUCUUCUUCUCUCUGGUUUGCAAAAUGAAACCAAAACCCUAACAACCAGACCAAACCCAAGAAAUGGAGGUCACGGAGGAGCAGCGAAAGCGAGCGGAGUCGAACCGCCUCGCCGCCCUAGCCAAACGCAAGGCCCUUCUAGAAUCUUCCUCUCACCACCACCACCACCACCAACAACCGCCGCCGCAAAAUCCGUGGAAGCUCUUCAAGUGCCGAAAGCUCUCCCCCGAACUCGCUUCCAAUACCACUACCAAGACCGACGCCGCCGAAUUCUCCAAACCAAGGCCCGAACCUACUGUUCUAUCCAACCCGGUUCCGUUGCCGCCGCCCCGCCCGCCCGAUAAGUUCCGGGUCAGGCUCGAGAUAUGCUCGCCCGACUCGUUCUUUGCCGCGCCCGAACCCCUGCGGGACUUUGCGUAUCCCGGAGACGACCAGUGCUUGCAGAGAAUCACCGAUUGCUUGUCCAAUGUCAUGCCAUCGCACUUCACACAAAAUCACAGAGGUGGGAAGGCGUGUGUUUAUAAGCUAGGGGAUUAUUAUUCUAUUUUGAGAUGUUUAAAGAGUUGGAAAAGCGUUGAGGUUGAAGAGAUACCUUGGGGGACAUUUAAUGUUAUCGAGAGGCUUUCUCAUUCCUUUAUUGCUGGAAGGUGGUUACCAUGCAGGCCAGAACACUUGUCUGAUGAGCAGGUUGAGGAAUUGAUUGGGAAGAUGCCAAAGACAUUGCAUGAUACGCUCUUGCCCUUCCAAUUUGAUGGUGUGAGAUUUGCUUUGCGGAGGGGUGGUCGGUGCCUUAUUGCAGAUGAAAUGGGCCUUGGAAAGACACUGCAGGCUAUUGCUAUUGCAAGCUGUUUCAUGAAUGAAGGUUCUAUACUUGUUGUUUGCCCCGCUGUUUUGCGCAUUCCAUGGGCAGAAGAAUUGGAACGUUGGCUUCCCUUAUGUUCAACUUCAGAUAUCCAUCUUGUUUUUGGUCAUCGAGAUAAUCCUGCCCAUUUAAAGAGAUGCCCUAGAGUUGUGGUUAUUUCUUACAAAAUGCUUCACCAUUUGCGGAAAAGCAUGCUUGAUCGUGAAUGGGCUUUAUUAAUAAUUGAUGAAUCUCACCAUGUUCGGUGUUCUAAGAAAGCGUCUGAACCAGAAGAGAUAAAAGCUGUCCUUGAUGUGGCUAUGAAGGUCAAGCGAAUAGUUCUACUAUCUGGGACACCUUCUUUGUCGAGGCCAUAUGACAUUUUUCAUCAGAUAAACAUGCUAUGGCCUGGUCUACUGGGAAUGAACAAAUAUGAGUUUGCAAAAACUUACUGUGCUGUUAGAGUUGUCCGUGAUUCUCAAGGGAAGUUUUAUCAGGAUUUCUCAAAGGGAAUUCGCUUGGAAGAGUUGAAUGUGUUACUUAGGCAAACUAUUAUGAUAAGACGUCUGAAGCAACAUCUGCUAGUGCAGUUACCACCUCUACGCCGGCAAAUUGUAAGAUUGUUGUUGAAGAGUUCAGAUAUAGUUUCAGCCAAGGCUGCUGUUGCUGAAAAAAAAGUGGUGAAUAGGGAUACUGAUGCUUCUGGAAAAAGUGUUGCUGAAGAUAUGACUUCGGAAAUUUUUAUUGAAGUUGAUGGUAGUGGGAAUCGUUGCAAAUCAGGGAAGCUCUCCUACGAAGAACUUGGUGUUGCCAAGCUCUCUGGGUUUCGUGAUUGGCUUUCCCUUCAUCCACUUCUUGCAGAGUCAGAUGGUGUGGAAGAUUUGGAUUUACACCCCAGUUCUCAGAGGAUGAUAAUUUUUGCACAUCAUCAUAUGGUCCUUGAUGGAAUACAGGAAUUUAUAUGUGAGAAGGGGAUCAGUUUUGUCCGCAUUGAUGGAAAGACACUUGACAAAGAUAGGCAAACUGCUGUACAGACUUUCCAAUCAUCAACUGAGGUUAAGAUUGCAAUAAUUGGUUUAACUGCUGGAGGUGUUGGACUUGAUUUUUCGUCAGCGCGAAAUGUCGUGUUCUUGGAGUUGCCUAAGGACCCAUCAUGGAUGAAUCAGGGUGAGUCUAGAGCUCACAGGCGAGGGCAAAAAAGAGCAGUCAACGUGUACAUUUUUUGUGCAAAGGACACCAUAGAUGAGUCACAUUGGCAAAAGUUAAACACGAGUUUACGUCAGGUUUCAUCCACAACAGAUGGAAAAUAUGAUGCCAUACAAGAGAUACUGGUUGAAGGUAUCUCUUAUUUGGAAACAUCUGGUGAGACUGAUAGAAGUUGUGAAGAUCAGAUUUUGGGGAAAGCAGCAUGUGAUACUCUCUCUGCAGAGACAAUGAAGUUGCCAGACUCUGGCUCAGCUGAGGAUUUGUGGCCGUUUGAAGCAUCUGGUGAAGUAGCUCCAAAAAUAAGUGAUAGAUUUGAAGAACUUUGCGUAUCUGAUGGUGGAAGUUCAGGCGAAAAGGAUGACCUCCACAAUAAUGCUCAUAUGGUUUCCGCUACGGCUAUAAUUAAAGGUCCAGUUUCAAAGGGAACACUGGAAGAUUCUGACGCUGAAAUUGGAAGUGCUGGCAAAGUCUCUCCUUGUAAGCUGAAUGAGGGCAGCAAAGAUACACGGAGACAGGAAAAGUUCAUAAUGCAGGAAUUCACAUUCCACCCUCCAACAGUAGUAGAUGAUGUUAGACCUGUUCAGCAAAUUGAAACUAAUGAAAGCUGCUUUGACCAAGUAGGCUUUUUGCGGUUUGAGGUGAGCCAAUAUACUGGGAGGAUCCACUUGUAUUCUUGCAUUCCUGGGACAGAUCUGAGACCAAGGCCACUUUUUGAGAAUUUCCGACGGGAGGAACUUGAUUCUCUUAAUUCUCAAGCUGCUGAGAAUAACAAAGGAGCAACAAUCAAGGGCAACCCAUCAUAUAGGCAUAUUCUUAUGGCGUUUGUUAACGAGUGGAAUAACUUAAGGCCCAUCGAACGACGAAAGUUAGUCGGGAAACCUUUGCAACUUCCCCUGGCUGUUGAGUUGGGCUACUUGAGUGAAGGCAUUAACCACAACAAUGGGGGACUGCUCAAGGGUGGAAGCAAGCGACGGACUACACCUUUAUAUGAGAUUAGUCAGCCUUUACCAUCAAAUGCUGUGUGGAAAAAGGUUAAUUUAUGUAGCAGCUAUGGCAAAAAGGAGAAGGAAUACACCCAGGGUUGGACACUGACAGAUGAACCUCUCUGUAAACUCUGUCAGGAACCAUGCAUGGGCAACAAUGCCAAGACACCAGAAUUUUUUGAGGAUCUUUUUUGUAAUCUAGGCUGCUACGAAGAAUAUCGAUUAAGAACUAGCAACCAAUCCAUCCGUCAGGGUCUUUUUGAAAUAGAACAUGGUGUCUGUACACAUUGCCAGUUAGACUGUCAUAAGCUUGUGAAGCACAUAAGACCUUUAUCAUUGGCAAGACGACAAGAGUACAUUGAGAAAGUAGCACCAAAUGUGGCUAGGCGAAAGAACUUGCUUGAUAAGCUUGUUAAUGAUCCCACUGAGGGCAAUGCAUGGCAUGCAGACCACAUUGUUCCUGUCUACCGAGGAGGAGGCGAAUGCAGACUAGAGAACAUGAGGACUCUUUGUAUUGCAUGUCAUUCUGAAGUUACAGCAGCACAAUGUGCUGAACGACGCUCAACAAGGGCCAAAGCUAAGAAACAACUCAAAGUUAUUCUGAGUGAACUCAGAAAUGUUCAGAGCACCAAAGGGACAAAUACCAAUUCUGAGGCCCACGGGCAUUUACAGAAACAGGAGAACAUUUUGGAGGAUGAUCUUUUGGUUAAUGUUCCUGGCAGUGCCUAUUCUGGAGAGAAAGGUACAAUUACUGGGAAUGAAGUCUUGGAAGAGUACAAAUCUCAGUAAUCCCUAUGAUGUAGAAGCUCCUGCAAGUAGUAUCCUAGAUGUCUGGUGUAUCAUUGUACCACAGUUUCAACUCAAAUAUUUAUUUUUUAUUGGCUACUCUGGAGGAUGGGGGUACUGGAAGUGAGACUUAAAAGUGUCCCAAAGAAGGAUGGUAUGCAUAUCCUAACAGUGAAGCAUCUGCAAGCAAGAUUCAGUUCAUACAUUCUCCAACUCAUCAUGCCUUUCCAUUGUAUUAUUGUACAAAUAGUUCUAAAUGUAAGUUUGAGAGAAUUAUUUGUAGGUUUAACAAUCACUGCUACUUGAGCAGAUUGAGUUGUGUUCAGUUGCCCUGGCUUGAUUUGUUCCUAUUUUUUGGAUAGAGCUAUUAAUAUCAGAUGAUUUUGAAAACUUCAAGAGAACUAGUUACAGAAAUUAUGACUGCAUGUAAUCAAUUCUUGAGAGGAAAACACAAGACAUUGUUACUUUUGA
Molecule: messenger RNA, 4351 nt
Organism: Quercus robur (English oak)
Lineage: Eukaryota; Viridiplantae; Streptophyta; Magnoliopsida; Fagales; Fagaceae
Exons: 24
Coding region: 128-3883 (1251 amino acids)
Biological process (GO): replication fork processing; DNA repair
Cellular component (GO): nuclear replication fork
Molecular function (GO): endonuclease activity; nucleic acid binding; ATP-dependent chromatin remodeler activity
Source: RefSeq, a predicted model, not a curated record